GUUCAACGUUGAUGCCAGCACAAAGGAUAAUGAUAGUGCAGUGGGUAUUAUUGCCAGAAAUGAUAGAGGUGGGUUUAUGGCGGGUCAUUCAGUCUACUUCCAGGAAAGAUCUCCACUUUGUGCCGAAGCAGUUGGUUUUAUUCAUGUGUUGCAAUUCGCCAAGGAGAGGUGCAGAUAAUUGUAUUGUGGAAGGUGACACACAGGACCCAACACAACAAACCGAAACUGAUAACUUCAUGGUGCGAGAACUUGACGGAACUACCAACGAGUGGGGUUGGUGCAAGCAAAAGCUUGGAGCCAAUGCUAUCCUAGCAGUGUCUCUUGCAGUUUGCAAAGCUGGAGCCAGUGUUUUGGACAUUCCCCUUUACAAGCAUAUUGCCAACCUUGCUGGUAACAAAAACUUGGUACUUCCAGUUCCUGCUUUCAAUGUUAUUAAUGGAGGAUCACACGCCAGAAACAAACUUGCAAUGCAAGAGUUCAUGAUCCUUCCCGUUGGAGCCAAAUCCUUCAAGGAGGCAAUGAAAAUGGGAGUUGAAGUAUACCACAAUUUGAAGUCCGUCAUCAAGAAGAAAUACGGUCAAGAUGCAACCAAUGUUGGUGAUGAAGGUGGCUUUGCUCCCAACAUCCAAGAGAACAAGGAAGGACUUGAGUUGCUUAAGACAGCCAUUGCUAAAGCUGGCUACCCUAAAGAAGUUGUCAUCGGAAUGGAUGUUGCUGCCUCUGAGUUUUACGGAUCGGACAAAACCUAUGAUUUGUAACUUCAAUGCUGAUAGUAUUGCAUGAUUGGGAUAGGCAUGAAGGUAAUCGUCGCUUAAUGAGAUUCAAGAGAAGGUACAUCACAAGGUUCCUUCCAUGUUACCAAG
Papaver somniferum (opium poppy) is the source of this 863-nucleotide messenger RNA. Its product is annotated as enolase-like. The transcript has 5 exons. Bases 12 to 758 code for a protein of 248 amino acids. Gene Ontology annotation, biological process: glycolytic process. The record is from RefSeq and is a predicted model, not a curated record. NCBI's taxonomy places the organism in Eukaryota, Viridiplantae, Streptophyta, Magnoliopsida, Ranunculales, Papaveraceae. Gene Ontology annotation, cellular component: phosphopyruvate hydratase complex. Gene Ontology annotation, molecular function: magnesium ion binding; phosphopyruvate hydratase activity.